AUGAGUGGCGGCACUCAAUGGGAACGUGAGGGUACCGGGAGUACCAAUGGCGAUGGAGGUGGUUCGCCGAUGGCAGUCGAAAGACAGACGCUGCCAUCUAUAUCAAACCUGACCAGCUCGGUGCCCCCAGUUCCAUCACCGGCUUCUUCAGGCCACUCACCGUCUCAGUCUUCAGUCAAGACUGACACCCGAGACUCGGGAAAUUGGUCCAUGACAACAGCUAGCAAUCACUCUUCACUCUCUUCUCCAAUGAACAUUACAGCUAUGACACAGGACCAGAACCAGAAUCAAAACCAUGCUGCUGGCCGGGGCUCAAUCCUCAACCCUGAUUCGCAGCGAGAUUCCCUUAACCCACCUCUCCACUCGUCCACCCGGCCUGCUCCAAACGUUCUCACCAGUCCCUAUGGAAUUGAUAACUCGCCCACUAAUUCUCGACGAUCAAGUUUUGAUACGCGACUAGGCUCUCUAGCUCUGAAUAGUAAUCAUGGGACUCCAGCAGCCAGUCAAGUGUCUCUUGUUAGUCAACUUCAAAGGGAAAGAAGUGGUGGUUUUAAUCAAGGCUCUCCAGCUCCUUCCAUAUUAGAGAGUGGAACUCAUUCCUAUACACCAAUCAGCCCGAAUGGACAUUAUCCGACGCCUAGUGUUAGUAGUGCAGGCAGUGGUCCUCGUAGCAGCUUUGGUUCUUGGAAUAACGGACUGGCACCGACGUCUCACGCUCAGAAUCCUGAACGACCUGGUGCCCGGGUAGCACCACCAAUUAUUGGAUCUUCUAGAUACCCAUACCCACAUCCAAACGCUCCUUCUCCGACUAAGGGUUUCCCGUACGCUUUCCCAGAUCCCGACGCUGCCGGGCCUACCGCGCCUAACAGCCGCGAAGGUCUUAAUGGACAGGCUACGAGUAGUCAAGUUGGUGGUCCGGGACAAGCUGGUAGGCCUUACGCGUAUCAUCAAGAUCAUACGUCUGCGCCACAACACUCACAGACUUCUCUUUACUCUCAAGCAUCUACUUCUACCACAGCUAGUUCGCACCACGGCCACCCUAGUUAUGGCCAGCCUUCAUACCAAGAAAUUCACCAUCACUCUUUGCAGCGUGGUCCAUCGAGCAUUGGCGCUCCAUCUCCCGCCACCCCAUACUCUCGCACGCCAGAAUUGCGUAUAAGCCACAAACUUGCCGAGCGAAAGAGAAGGAAGGAAAUGAAGGAGUUGUUUGAUGAACUUAGGGAUGCACUACCCCAAGAGCGUGGAGGAAAGAGCAGCAAAUGGGAGGUUCUGACUAAAUCAAUUGAAUACUUGGGUCACAUGCGCCAGAGCCAGUCAAGUCUGUCUCAGACUAAUCAUGAACUUGCAAGUGAAAAUCAGAACCUUGCGAGCCAAAACGAGAACCUCAAUCGAGAACUGGAGAGAUUGAGGGGCGAACUUGGGCGAAGAUCGUCCCCAAAUGAUACCCACUACUCCUCGCAUCCCCAUCCAUCACAGGCUCCGCCUAGUAAUGGCAAUGGUGAUGCCUACCCCGCCCAGAACAGCCACCAAAAUGGCCAUACGAACGGCCUCUAUAAUGGAAAUAGCCACCAACAGCAUCAAACUUACCAACACCAGCCCCGUCAAAAUACCGUGGACGGGAACCAGAUGCAAGGUAUCGAAAGAUCAAACUACUAG
Molecule: messenger RNA, 1656 nt
Organism: Orbilia oligospora ATCC 24927
Lineage: Eukaryota; Fungi; Ascomycota; Orbiliomycetes; Orbiliales; Orbiliaceae
Exons: 4
Coding region: 1-1656 (551 amino acids)
Biological process (GO): positive regulation of transcription by RNA polymerase II
Cellular component (GO): RNA polymerase II transcription regulator complex
Molecular function (GO): DNA-binding transcription factor activity; protein dimerization activity
Source: RefSeq, a predicted model, not a curated record